AUGGAUACAUCUUCUACCACCACCAUACACACUGAGUCCACACCAACAGGAACACCCACCCAGUUUUCCCAUACAACCACAACUUUGCCACACACAGCCCCCUAUCACAGCACAACUCCAGAGUCAUUUACAGGUCCUACCACAUCCUCCGUCACCACUCCCAAACCCACAACCACUGCACCAAUUUCUAACUUGACCACCACUACUGCCGCCUCCUCUACUACAACUAUCCCCUACACUGGUUCCAUCACUACAAUGUCUACCACACCAGACACUCUUGCCUCUCUGACACCUACCAGGGCUCCUGGCACACUGAGCUCUAGUGGAAUUAAAUACGCAACUGCAACACAAUCCGCUAUACACACACAAGACAAUACAACCCAUUAUCCACCUUCACCAGUGACUACCACUAGCAUUCAUACAACAGUAAAGUCAUCAGCUGUCCCACCCACCUUUCAUACCUCUUCCACCCCAUUCACCAUACCCACUGUCACAGGGACUUCUGAGUCCACACCAAAAGGGAAACCCACCCAGUCUUCCCCUACAACCACAACUUUACCACACACACACCCUCAUCAGAGCACAACGCAGGUCUCAUCUGCAGGUCCUACCACAUCCUCAGUCACCACUCCCAAACACACAACCACUGCACCAAUUUCUAACUUCACCACCACUAAUGCCGCCUCCUCUACUACAACUAUCCGCUACACUGGUUCCAUCCAUACAAGGUCUACCACACCAGCCACUCUCAGCUCUCUGACACCUACUAGUGCUCCUGGCACAUUGAGCUCUAGUGGGAUUAAAUACACAACUCCAACACAAUCCCCUACACACACACAAUAUGCCCCCUAUCACAGCACAACUCCAGAGUCAUUUACAGGUCCUACCACAUCCUCCGUCACCACUCCCAAACCCACAACCACUGCACCAAUUUCUAACUUGACCACCACUACUGCCGCCUCCUCUACUACAACUAUCCCCUACACUGGUUCCAUCACUACAAUGUCUACCACACCAGACACUCUUGCCUCUCUGACACCUACCAGGGCUCCUGGCACACUGAGCUCUAGUGGAAUUAAAUACGCAACUGCAACACAAUCCGCUAUACACACACAAGACAAUACAACCCAUUAUCCACCUUCACCAGUGACUACCACUAGCAUUCAUACAACACUUGGUCAUCACUACUGUCACCUCCUCUGCUACAACGAGCCCCCACACUGGUUCCGUCCAUACAAUGUCUACCACGCCAGCCACUCUCAGCUCUCUGACACCUACUACUGCUCCUGGCACAUUGAGCUCUAG
Phascolarctos cinereus (koala) is the source of this 1305-nucleotide messenger RNA. The record is from RefSeq and is a predicted model, not a curated record. Lineage: Eukaryota; Metazoa; Chordata; Mammalia; Diprotodontia; Phascolarctidae.